UCAGAUUCUAGAAUUCGUAAUCUCGUUACGUCUACGACCUUUCUCUUCGUCGAAUUUUCCAGAACCUCGUGGUUGUGAGUUUUAUUCCUGAACACGCGCUUUAGAACCAGUUUUGCUUUGUGCUGCGUCAGUGUGCAAACUUAAAAAAAAUCCGCGAGUUGUGAUCCCCGUUCCAGAAAUAUUGAUUAUUUCUGAGAACUACAACCAUGGUAAAAGAAACGAAAUUCUACGACAUCCUUGGCGUUAAGCCAGGCUGCACCCAGGACGAUCUUAAGAAAGCCUACCGAAAACUCGCCCUUAAAUACCACCCCGAUAAGAACCCCAACGAGGGGGAAAAGUUCAAACAAAUCUCGCAAGCGUACGAGGUAUUGUCCGACCCGGAAAAGAAACGCAUUUAUGACCAAGGGGGCGAACAGGCCCUUAAAGAGGGCGGCGUUUCGGGUGGUUUCUCCAGCCCCAUGGACUUGUUCGAUAUGUUCUUCGGCGGAGGUGGCUUUGGGGGUGGCAGAGGGCGACGUCGCGAACGUAAAGGCAAAGAUGUCAUUCAUCAACUUAAUGUUUCUCUGGAGGAGUUGUACAAAGGAACCGUCCGGAAAUUGGCUCUACAGAAAAACGUCAUCUGUGAUAAGUGCGAAGGCAGGGGUGGGAAGAAGGGGGCUGUGGAGACGUGUCCCACGUGUCGGGGGACCGGCAUGCAGGUGCAAAUUCAGCAGUUAGGGCCAGGCAUGAUCCAGCAAAUCCAGAGCAUGUGUUCGGAUUGCCGAGGCCAAGGUCAACGCAUCAAUCCCAAAGACCGUUGUAAGCAAUGCCAAGGCAAGAAAGUGACUCGUGAACGCAAAAUUCUCGAAGUCCACGUGGACAAGGGCAUGGUCGACGGCCAAAAAAUCGUUUUUAAUGGAGAAGGGGACCAAGAACCGGAACUGGAACCUGGCGAUAUUAUAAUCGUACUGGAAGAAAAAGAACAUCCAGUUUUUCGACGAUCUGGUUUGGAUCUCAUAAUUCGCAUCGAAUUGCAGUUGGUAGAGUCGCUUUGCGGAUUCCAAAAAGUAAUCAGGACUUUGGACGAGCGCGAUUUGGUUAUCACAUCGCUUCCGGGCGAGGUCACGAAACACGGGGAUGUUAAGUGUAUCAUGAACGAGGGAAUGCCGCAGUAUAAGAAUCCGUUUGAGAAAGGACGUCUUAUCGUACAGUUUUUGGUACAGUUUCCGGAUAAGUUGCCACCAGAGGUGAUACCGGCGCUGGAAAAUGCGUUGCCGCCACGGCCUGAAAUCAUGAUCCCAGAUCAGGCAGAAGAGUGUAUUUUGUUGCCGUUUGAUGUGGAUAAGCAAGAUUCGAGGAGGAGGCAGAAUAGGAAUGUUUAUGAUGAAGAUGACGAGAUGCAUGGGCCGGGACAACGGGUCCAAUGUGCGGCUAAUUAAUUUUCGAGUAUUACUAAGGGACUUUGAUAUAGACAUCUUGAUAGCAUAGACGAAAUUGUGUUAGUAGCCAAUUUUAAUAAGUAAUUGUAAUUAUUUAAACAUAAUAUAGGGACAGCAGCUGGUUCCGUUCUGAAUGUAUGAUGUGGCUUUAUGUAAUUGUUUACGGUCUUCUAAAUACUUGUAAAAUUGAUCAGUUUUUCAUGGUAUUUAUUUUUUUAUUUGAGGCGUCUUACCACGAUAUUUUGAAUAAAUGUUUCUUUAUGUUUAA
Molecule: messenger RNA, 1686 nt
Organism: Tribolium madens (black flour beetle)
Lineage: Eukaryota; Metazoa; Arthropoda; Insecta; Coleoptera; Tenebrionidae
Gene: Droj2
Product: dnaJ homolog subfamily A member 1
Exons: 3
Coding region: 207-1418 (403 amino acids)
Biological process (GO): response to heat; protein refolding
Cellular component (GO): cytosol; cytoplasm
Molecular function (GO): Hsp70 protein binding; ATP binding
Source: RefSeq, a predicted model, not a curated record